AUGCUGGCCAUCAAGCUGCGCCACCGCAUCUUUCCGCAGCGCAUCUACCAUGCGUUGCAUCCCAGCUUCGACAACGUGCCCGAGGGCGAGAUCCAAGUCGAUAGUAAUCGAGUACUUGGCCAAGGCCACUACGGAAUUGUCUACGAAGGCACGUUUCGCGGGCUGCGUGUGGCCGUCAAGAAGGGUCCAUCUUCCGCUGCCUUCAGCCUUCAAAAUGAGAUCAACGCCAUGGAGAGAUGCAACUCGCCGUAUCUGCUUACGCUCAUCGCGGUCUCGGGGCGGUAUACUAAUUAUCCCCAGCUCGUGCUCGAGUACAUGGACGGCGGCAACCUCCGCGAGUACCUCGACAAGAAGCGAGAGGGUGAGUCGGUCCCGAUCGAGUACUCGACGCUGGACGUGGCGUGGGUGCUGGCGAGUGCGCUUGCGGACCUGCACCGGAAUGGCUUUGUCCACCGCGAUCUCAAGAGCCACAACGUCCUUCUCUCUUCCGAGAGCUACAUCAAGGUCGCCGACUUUGGCACGGCAAGAGCGGCUGACCGCAACCUGACGGCAAAUACCGGCACACCGGCAUGGACUGCGCCCGAGGUCUUUUCAUCGACUGCGACGUCCACAUACGACUCUGCGGCCGACAUUUACUCGUUUGGCGUCGUCUUGAUCGAGCUCGUGACGCUCCAAGAGCCGUACGCAGACGUGAAUGUGUUCGAUGUCCUAGUACGCGUUCGCGACGGUUCGUUGCGUCCGAACGACAACUUGUCCAACUUUGUCGACUGCCCUGCGUGGCUCGUCCAGCUCAUUGACGACUGCGUGGCGUUUGAUCCCAAGAUGCGCCCGGCCGCCAACGCAAUCGUUGACCGUCUCGCUUUGCACAGUGCACUUGACCCGACUGCGCCGCACGCUGUGGACCGAAUGAUGCCGCCAAUGGCCUAAGCUUGCCAAGACAAGUUGAAGAUACGACAAAGCAGUAUCGAGCUAUCGUUCACGCUCCUGCAUUGCGACUAACACAAUUUUAUAACUAACUAUUCAUGUACUGCUGCAACAGGUCCCAUCCGGGGUGAGCUGGCAGGAACUUUUGUAUUG
Saprolegnia diclina VS20 is the source of this 1077-nucleotide messenger RNA. RefSeq names its product TKL protein kinase. Bases 1 to 927 code for a protein of 308 amino acids. The transcript has 4 exons. Lineage: Eukaryota; Oomycota; Saprolegniomycetes; Saprolegniales; Saprolegniaceae. Gene Ontology annotation, biological process: protein phosphorylation. The record is from RefSeq and is a predicted model, not a curated record. Gene Ontology annotation, molecular function: protein kinase activity; ATP binding.